AUGGCGCUCAUUAACAACCCGAUUAGUCUGAAAGGGCCUGCAGAAGCUGUCCAUGGGUGGAUGUUCAUUGGGUACGCAUUCAACAUCCUCCUCAUGGGAGUGAUGGUGUCCCAGAUGUACAUGUAUUAUACCAAAUACAGAGACGACCGGACCUGGAUUAAAGCUCUGGUCGCAGGAAUAUUCGUCAUCGAUGUUAUCAAUUCCGUGUUCCUCUUCACUUAUUUAUACCGUUCCCUCAUUACCUUCUUCGGCGACGUCGAGUUCCUGCAAAAAACGGACUGGAUUCUAGCCACAGAUGCUUGGACAAUAGGAGUGAUCGCAUGCGCCGUUCAAUUAUUCUUCGCAUGGCGUAUCCUCGUCUUGACGAAGAACUGGAUAUACGUGGUGAUUAUCGCAGUGUUGGCCUUGGUCGGAUGCGGCGCCGCCAUCGCAGUCCCCAUCCGGACAGGCAACUUCAUUCACGUCACCGAAUUCCAUAAGAUUAGGACCGCCGUUACUAUAUGGCUGACAUGUGAAGUGGCAGCCGAUAUUGUGAUUACUGCAGUCCUUGUGUGGUACCUUGUAAGCUUCUUGCAGCGUGAACACAAGACCGGUUUCAAGCGCUCGGACAUGAUGGUCGACCGUAUUAUCCGAGUUACACUCCAAACUGGGCUCCUUACGAUGGUGGUCGCCUCUGUUGACCUGUUCUUCUUCCUCGCUGAUCCAACAGGGACCCACUUCCUCCUCAACUUUCCCCUCGCCAAGCUCUAUACCAACUCACUGAUGAGCAGCCUCAACUCACGGCACGGAUGGAAAUACAACGACACGACAUCUGAGGGGGUGGUCUCGGACAGCCAAGUCAACACGACGGGUGGCGUAAAGAAUCGGAUACAUAUGUCGAAUAUGAAGAAGACGGACGUCAUCGAGCCGAGCGUGAUUCGCACUCACCCCGCCGAGGUGUUCGUGCAUGUAGAACAACACGAGCUGCACGACGUCAAAGGGGGUGACAGGUUCGACGAGCCCCACACGCUCCAUUCGCGGUCGUCCGUCGAGAUCUCGGUUGAGGGAAAAAAGUGGGGAACGGACAAGGAUAUGUGGGCCUAA
Molecule: messenger RNA, 1083 nt
Organism: Cyclocybe aegerita
Lineage: Eukaryota; Fungi; Basidiomycota; Agaricomycetes; Agaricales; Hemipholiotaceae
Source: the annotation of a GenBank genome assembly